AUGGCAUACCAUCAAGAACUAGAACCAGAAAUCAUUGUACUUAGCCUGAACUCGGAGUCAAAUCAGAGAUUAUUGGAGGAGGCUUUUACAGAUUCAUCGUUUCCAGAUAAGCGCAUUUCUUAUGAGUGGUUAGAACAUGUUGGAGAUUCUGUGCUUAACCUUCUCUUCACCAAGGAAUACUACUUCAAGUAUCCGGAUUUGCCACCUGGUGCCUUGACCUGGCUCCGUGCCGCCAACGUUAAUACAGAAAAGCUCGCACAUGUGGCCAUCAAACACGGAUUGCAUCACUUUUUGCGUCACAAGAAACCCCUUCGUGAGGAACAAGUCCUUGCAGACAUUGUUGAAUCACUCAUUGGGGCUGUUUUCAUUGAUUGCAAUUCUUCAAUUGAUACAGUUUGGAAGAAUUUGUUAGAACCCAUAAUUAGUAGAGAAAUGCUCAAGAUGCAUCCAGUAACGGAGUUGUAUGACGAAUGUCAAAAGAAGCAUUUGAAAGUGAAAUUUGUGGAUUUGUGGAGAGAAAGCAUGGCUUUCGAUGUGUUCAUAAAUGAUCAGCUUGUGGGAAGAGGAACCUAUGUCCUCAAGAAAGAAAUUGCUCAUAAUAGAGCAGCCAAAGAUGCAUUAGACAACAUUGGAAGAAUAUUGGGCGAGAAAGACAGUACAGAUGAAUCAUGA
Molecule: messenger RNA, 672 nt
Organism: Hevea brasiliensis (rubber tree)
Lineage: Eukaryota; Viridiplantae; Streptophyta; Magnoliopsida; Malpighiales; Euphorbiaceae
Product: ribonuclease 3-like protein 3
Exons: 4
Coding region: 1-672 (223 amino acids)
Biological process (GO): siRNA processing
Cellular component (GO): nucleus; cytoplasm
Molecular function (GO): ribonuclease III activity; RNA binding
Source: RefSeq, a predicted model, not a curated record